Melitaea cinxia (Glanville fritillary) is the source of this 1954-nucleotide messenger RNA. RefSeq names its product serine/threonine-protein kinase Pak (gene Pak). The record is from RefSeq and is a predicted model, not a curated record. Gene Ontology annotation, molecular function: ATP binding; protein serine/threonine kinase activity. Gene Ontology annotation, biological process: regulation of MAPK cascade; protein phosphorylation; intracellular signal transduction. Gene Ontology annotation, cellular component: cytoplasm. The coding region runs from base 215 to 1954 and encodes 579 amino acids. The transcript is spliced from 13 exons. Lineage: Eukaryota; Metazoa; Arthropoda; Insecta; Lepidoptera; Nymphalidae.
UACAUAAGUACAUAAUCUACAUUAUAAAUGGCGACUCUAGUCAUCACUGUUGUCGUUUCUCUGUGUUCACUGUGAAAGUUAUUUCAAAUAUUAGUAAAAGUGUACAACUUUGAGUGGUAAAAGAAGUUGAAAUGUAAAUGAAAGCUAAUAAUAUAACGUUCUACGUUUCUUAUUGUAAUUCUAUAUUUUAAUAGGACGAGAAAAGAAAUACACAAUGUCCAGCGACGAAGAUAAACCACCUGCGCCUCCAGUGCGCUUAACCAGCAAUCGAGCCACAGACAGGGGUGAUUCUGUAGCUUCUGUUGAUAUGAGGCCUUUACCAAAAGAACCGGAUGACGGUGGUGAUAGAAAAAAGAAAACAUUAAAAGCAAAAAUUAAAGGGUCUAAAAGUACUGCGCAUAAUGAUAACAAACCAAAUAUUAGCUAUCCAACUAACUUUGAACACACAGUACACGUUGGGUUUGAUGCUGUUACUGGGGAAUUCACAGGUAUGCCUGAGGCUUGGGCGAGGUUGCUGAUGGCUUCAAACAUCAGCAAGCAGGAGCAGAAGAGUAACCCACAAGCAGUUUUAGAUGUACUUAAAUGGUACGACGCUUCAGCAACACAACCGCCACCAUCAAAGUAUAUGACUUCGGCACAAAUGCAUACCACACAUUCAGGUUCUUCAGUAUCGAGAGUAUCUUCUAGUAGUCCGUCAUCCUCAACACCGACGGACACUGAACACCCUGAACCACCGCCUCCACCACCUUCUCGACCUGACCGCACUAAGAGUAUUUACACGAAGCCAGUAGAGGAAGAAGAGGCGCCUCCUCCCAGACCAAUUCCCGCGCCGGUCUCACCACCCCAUGUGCCGCAUCCAGCUCUCACGACACAAUCUAUAUGCAGCCGGGGCGAGCCGGGCGCGCUGGACCGCAACAAGAACCCGGCGGGCGCGCACGCGCCGCCCGCGCCCGCGCCGCCGCCCGCCAACGGCGCGCCGCCCGCCGACACCGGGAGAGCAGCUGCACAACAGCAAAGGAAAAAGAAAAUGACAGAUGAGGAGAUUUUAGAGAAAUUAAGAACAAUUGUCAGUGUUGGCGAUCCUAAUAGAAAAUAUACGAAAAUGGAAAAAAUUGGUCAAGGUGCGUCGGGCACAGUGUACACGGCGAUCGAAACGUCAACGGGUAUGGAAGUAGCGAUUAAACAAAUGAACCUUAGCCAACAACCUAAAAAGGAGCUGAUAAUAAACGAAAUACUUGUUAUGCGGGAGAACAAACACAAUAAUGUCGUCAACUACCUCGACAGCUACUUAGUUAAUGAGGAGCUGUGGGUCGUGAUGGAGUAUCUAGCAGGCGGGUCUCUAACCGAUGUAGUGACUGAGACAUGUAUGGACGAGGGCCAGAUCGCGGCCGUGUGUCGCGAGGUGUUGCAGGCUUUGCACUUUCUUCACACGAACCACGUUAUACAUCGCGACAUUAAGUCCGAUAACAUUCUACUGGGCCUCGACGGACAGGUUAAAUUAACUGACUUUGGGUUUUGUGCACAAAUAUCCCCGGAGCAAAAUAAGAGAACAACUAUGGUCGGCACACCUUAUUGGAUGGCGCCUGAAGUUGUUACGAGAAAGCAGUAUGGACCAAAGGUAGAUGUAUGGUCGCUGGGUAUAAUGGCAAUCGAAAUGAUCGAAGGCGAGCCUCCGUACUUGAACGAGAACCCGUUGCGCGCGUUGUACUUAAUCGCGACCAAUGGCAAGCCCGACAUUAAGGACAAAGAGAAGCUCAGCACCGUCUUCCAGGACUUCCUCGACCAGUGUCUCGAGGUCGACGUCGAGAGGCGAGCCACUGCUCUCGACUUACUGAAGUCGCUCAAGGCACUCAUUGACCGAAUUCCACAGCACCCAUUCCUCAAGAUGGCGCGGCCGCUGGCGUCGCUGACGCCGCUCAUCAUGGCGGCGAAGGAGGCGGCCAAGGGCCAUUAG